Molecule: messenger RNA, 1270 nt
Organism: Callorhinus ursinus (northern fur seal)
Lineage: Eukaryota; Metazoa; Chordata; Mammalia; Carnivora; Otariidae
Source: RefSeq, a predicted model, not a curated record
UCUUUGGGGGACCAUUAAUGUGCCUCCCACCCAAGGCAUUGGGAGGAUCUUCUCUGGAGAACCUGACUAGUUCCAAGAAGAAAGAACUAAAGGGACCCACGACAGGGUUUGCCAACACAAAGGUCAGGCUGCUCUCCUCACAGUAACGCUCAUGUUGACAAGCCCCGCCUGCAUGCUCACCCAUCUUUUCAUCUCUACUUCUUAAAUACUGGCUGACACCUAGUGAGCCUCAAGUGUGAAAAGAGGACACAGAAUGAACCAAGUAAAAGGACUUCGAAGAGGUGGAGUCCACAUAGGCAGCAGAAACAUGCAAAGAAAAACUUUCAGGAAAGUUACACUCAUUACGAGGGUUGGAAGACAAAAAUGGGGAGUGCCCCCGGGAAGUAGAGAAAAACAAAAAAACAAAAUGAAAAACCCCAAGGAAAUGGAAAGUAUGAGAGAAAAGGGCUGUUGUGAAGAUCUGAUGACUCGAAAUGGAACGCUGCCAACUAUGCCAAUGAAUACCGCAAUCUUCAAGGCGGACGGGAACUUGCUAUCCAGCUGUCUCUCCACCCAAAGCGGAGGCCUCCUCUCUAACCUUCCUACUGAGCGUAGGACAUGCAUGGAAACCCCAGUGAGGGUAGGAAUAAUAACAGUAGUGACGGUGAUUAUAACAACGGUGACAACAGUAAUCUUACUGAGUGACUGCAAUGUGCUAUACAAGACUGAAUGCGUUGUCUCAAUCCUUGUGACAACCCAUCGGGGCCACAUGGAGCGGAAGAACAAGGAGACCCUCCACCGCAAGGGAUGGGCAUACAUGCGUUCCCAUCACCACCAUGUCUCGUCCUCUCCAAGCCCCUGCACUGUUGGCUGCCUGGGAGUUGGAGGAGGAGAGGAAAAAGAUCCCCAAAUCAUGGCUUGGGAGGAGGAGGAGUUCCUAGAGGUGGAUGCCAACAGCUUCCCACCAGAUGUUGAGCCGUUGCUUGAGACGCUUCUAGAUGUGUGGGCAGGUACCAAGGGCUACUACGCCUCUUGGGGUAGACCUCAGGACAGGGGCGGGGAGAGGCGUGAGCUGGAGCUGACUGCAUGUGGGAGCGGCAGGCCCGUCCCCGUCCCCGUCCCCACCGUGGCAGUGACAAUACCUCUCCCAUCUCCUGGGCUCUCUCACAGUCUGAGUCACCUGCAGCUUAUGCCUCAGCUCCUGGCCGCUGUUCCCCUGGCUCCAGCUGGACAAUGUCACCGAGAUGUCCAGUGGCCCUCCCACCUGCCCCUGACGCAUCCACGCAGCUAA